AAAAAAAAAAANACUAAGUAGAUUAUAAAAAAAGAGAUUAUAGAAGUGCAAAAAUUACCUGAGUUAAAGUGUCCGAGAUUGUUAAUUCGAAAUAAGGAUUUUUUUCAAACUCAGAUUUAAAGACUUUGUUUCACGAAUUACACCAUGACGAUGAAGAACCUUUUGUUAUUGAUAAUCUACAUUCAAUUCGCAUUAGCCGUCAUUGGUAGGCAUCACAGAGACAGUGGUUUUCUAAACCAUGUGCAAAGAGUGCACCAAUUUCCAUGCUCCGUGCCCCAGCCGAGGGCUGUACCAAUAGAAGAUCUUCUAACUGUAGGCCUAGGACCUGACGAAAUCUUUUAUCCUGCAUCCACAGUUUUAGCGCGUUGCGCGGGCUCGGGAUGCUGUCCUGAGCCUAAACAGAUUUGCGCUCCGACCGAAAUCAGAAAUAUCAGUCUUGUCUUUAUGGUCAGGCAUAACAUUGAUCGACAACGGGAUCGUCAUCACGAAAUUAUUCACGCUCCGGAGCACAUCAAAUGUGCCUGUAUCGACAAAGUCCUAGCCACUUCUCUGAAGAAUUCCAAGCUUUAAACAAGAAUUUUCUGAAAAAUAGCUUUUUUUGUAGAUUGUUUUUUAAAAUUAAAGAAUUGUUAUUUCUCAAAAAUUGGCUCGUCCGCCAAUUAUUCCUAAUGCAUUUAGUUCUUGUGAACAAUCAAGGUACACGCGCAGAUAUAAGUGAUAUAUUAUAUAUCUCAGAAUCCAAAGAUUUUUUCAUCUUGAAGAACUUAAAGACUUUCUCCUAUAUAUCCUACAAAAAGUAGAUUGUAAGUUAGUAGAUCGAAAGCUUUGUGUCUGUGAUAUUUUCUUUGUACAUAAUACUUUGUCUCUUUUUUCUAAUAAACUAAAAAUAACACGAGCUUAUCGGUACAAACUGAAAAAUAUUGGUGAAUAUAUGUGACAAAUAUCUUUGAUAUUUUAUAUUUAUUAA
Pseudomyrmex gracilis is the source of this 967-nucleotide messenger RNA. Its product is annotated as vascular endothelial growth factor A-A-like. Lineage: Eukaryota; Metazoa; Arthropoda; Insecta; Hymenoptera; Formicidae. Gene Ontology annotation, molecular function: growth factor activity. The transcript is spliced from 2 exons. Bases 145 to 570 code for a protein of 141 amino acids. Gene Ontology annotation, biological process: hemocyte migration. Gene Ontology annotation, cellular component: membrane. The record is from RefSeq and is a predicted model, not a curated record.